Messenger RNA from Cygnus olor (mute swan), 6228 nucleotides. RefSeq names its product RNA binding motif protein 27 (gene RBM27). The coding region runs from base 97 to 3108 and encodes 1003 amino acids. Gene Ontology annotation, molecular function: RNA binding; metal ion binding. Gene Ontology annotation, cellular component: nucleus. Gene Ontology annotation, biological process: mRNA processing. The transcript has 21 exons. NCBI's taxonomy places the organism in Eukaryota, Metazoa, Chordata, Aves, Anseriformes, Anatidae. The record is from RefSeq and is a predicted model, not a curated record.
CGGCGGCCGGCGGCUGGUUCCUGGAGCGGGCCUCGGCGGGGGGAGGGGCCGGGGCAGCAACCGCCGCGGGCCGGGGGCGAUGGUGGCGGCGGCGCCAUGAUCAUAGAGAACGUGGAGGCGCUCAAGUCCUGGCUGGCCAGGCUGCUGGAGCCCAUAUGUGAUGCAGACCCGUCGGCUUUAGCCAACUAUGUUGUGGCGUUAGUUAAGAAAGACAAACCAGAGAAAGAGCUGAAAGCUUUCUGUGCUGAUCAGCUGGACGUCUUUCUGCAAAAAGAAACUUCAGGUUUUGUAGAUAAACUUUUUGAAAGUCUGUACACAAAGAGUUACCUUCCUUCUCUUGAACCCACGAAAGUAGAAGCGAAGCCUGCAAGUCAGGAAAAAGAAGAAGUCAAGGAGGAGAAUUUUCAAGAAUCAGUUGAAGAAGAGCGGGAUGGCAGAAAGAAGAAACAUUCUAGUCCACAGAGAAGCCGUGCAGAUUCCAGUGAACAAAGAACCAGAGAGAAAAAGAGAGAUGAUGGAAAAUGGAGGGACUAUGACAGAUACUACGACAGGAGUGACUUGUACAGAGACAAGUCCAGCUGGCGACGAGGCAGGAGUAAAAGUCGUAGUAAAAGCAGAGGGUUAAGUCGAAGUCGUAGCCGCAGUAGGGGUAGAAGCAAAGACCGCGAUUCGAGCAGAAAUGUUGCAGAGCACCGUGAGAGAUCAAAAUUCAAGAGUGAAAGAAAUGAUGUUGAAGGCUCAUAUAAUCCAGUUUCUGUGUCUCCAAGUAACUCUACUGAACAGUAUUCUUCUGCACAAUCUAUUCCCAGUGCUGUUACUGUAAUUGCACCUGCGCACCAUCUGGAAAACACAACAGAGAGCUGGUCAAAUUAUUAUAACAAUCAUAGCAAUCCCAGUUCAUUUGGCAGAAACCCUCCACCUAAAAGAAGAUGUCGAGAUUAUGAUGAGAGAGGGUUUUGUGUACUUGGUGAUCUUUGCCAGUUUGAUCAUGGAAACGAUCCUUUAGUAGUAGAUGAAGUUUCCUUGCCAAGUAUGAUUCCUUUUCCUCCACCACCUCCUGGACUUCCUCCUCCUCCUGGUAUGCUUUUGCCUCCGAUGCCAGGUCCAGCUCGCAGUAUGAGGAUGCCAGUACCACAAGCUCAUCCGCAGGCACCACCUCCUGUUGUGCUUCCUGUACCAAGACCACCUUUAACACAGUCAAGUUUGAUAAAUAAUCGUGACCAGCCUGGGACAAGUGCAGUGCCCAGUCUUGCCUCUGUAGGAGCAAGGCUACCUCCUCCGUUACCCCAGAACCUACUGUACACAGUAUCAGAACAUACAUAUGAGCCAGAUGGCUAUAACCCUGAAGCUCCUAGUAUUACCAGUGCUGGUAGAUCUCAAUAUCGACAGUUCUUUACAAGAGCACAAACGCAGCGUCCAAAUCUAAUUGGCCUAACAUCUGGGGAGAUGGAUACAAAUCCAAGAGCUGCCAAUAUUAUCAUCCAGACUGAACCUCCCAUUCCCAUUACGAAUAAUAGCAGCAAUGUAACUAGAGUUGUGCUUGAACCAGACAGCAGAAAACGAUCUCCAAGUAGCAUGGAAUGUCCACCACUGAAGAAACCAUGGUUGGGAAAGCAAGCAAAUAACAACCAGAAUAAGCCAGGAUUUUUGAAAAAGAAUCAGUAUACUAAUACAAAAUUAGAAGUUCGGAAAAUUCCACCAGAACUGAACAAUAUUACACAGCUCAACGAACACUUCAGUAAAUUUGGAACUAUUGUAAACAUUCAGGUUGCUUUCCAGAAUGAUCCUGAAGCUGCACUAAUUCAGUACUUAACUAAUGACGAGGCCAGGAAGGCAAUUUCAAGCACAGAGGCAGUUUUAAACAAUCGGUUUAUAAGGGUGUUGUGGCACAGAGAAAGUGAACAGAAUCCCCCAUUGCUGCAGCAACCACAGCAGCAGUCGCCCUCACAGUCUCUUCAUCACCAGCUUCACCUUCAGCAGCAAGCCCUGACCACGCCUCCAGCCGUAACGAUGCAUAGCAAUAUGUCAAAGGCGAUGAAUAAACCGCUGGCCUCUGGUGCCUAUGUCCUUAAUAAAGUCCCAGUGAAACGUCGCCUUGGAGCAGCAGGUGGAAGUCAGUCUGAUUUAAGUCAGUCUGGGGCUGUAGUAGAGGAUUCUCAGACGUUUCCUACUUCUACAAGCCACUCAAAAACGGUUUACAGUACUUCAAAUUUAAAGACAGCUAUGAAGCCAGGUGCAGGGUCUAAACCUCAUGAUGUGCAAGAAGCUCUUAAAAAAAAACAACAGGAGGCAAUGAAACUCCAACAAGACAUGAGGAAAAAGAAGCAGGAGAUGUUAGAAAAACAAAUAGAAUGUCAGAAGAUGUUGAUAUCCAAGCUGGAGAAAAAUAAGGCUAUGAAACCAGAAGAGAGAGCAGAAAUAAUGAAGACCUUAAAAGAACUAGCAGGAAAAAUAUCUCAAUUAAAGGAUGAGUUAAAAACUUCAUCUGCAACCUCUACACCAUCAAAAUUAAAGUCCAAGACAGAGGCACAAAAGGAACUUCUAGAUGCAGAACUGGACUUCCAUAAAAGACUUUCCUCUGGAGAAGAUACAACUGAACUGCGAAAAAAGCUAAACCAGUUACAAGUAGAAGCUGCCCGUUUAGGUAUCUUGCCUGUUGGUCGAGGAAAGACAAUGCCCGCUCAAGGAAGAGGACGAGGGCGGGGUCGUGGUGGGAGAGGAAGGGGCAUGUUGAAUCACAUGGUGGUAGACCAUCGUCCCAAAGCACUAACAGUUGGAGGAUUUGUUGAAGAGGAAAAAGAUGAAUUGUUACAGCACUUCUCUAAAUUUGGAGAUAUUGAAGACCUUCAAGAAGAGGAUUCCCCACUAAGUGUUGUUCUAACUUUUAAAUCUCGCUCUGAAGCUGAGAAUGCUGCUAACCAGGGAUCCCGGUUCAAAGACCGAAGACUACAGAUAUCAUGGUACAAACCUAAGGUACCCUCUGUGUCAACAGAAAUUGAGGAAGAGGAGCCUAAGGAAGAGGAGACUGAAACCUCAGAUUUAUUUUUGCAUGAAGAUGAUGAUGAUGAUGACGAAGAUGAGGAUGAAUCCCGUUCUUGGAGAAGAUGAAACUUGAUGUUGGAAAUGUAUAAUUUUAGGAAUAUAGUUCAAGCUAUAUCUUUUAAACAUUUAUUUAAGAAAGUUGAUGAGCCAAAAAAAGCUUUACUUUCUUUUCAAACCACAAGAUUUAAAGUGAGCAAAGUUUGUUAUAAAAACAUUUCAGAUAAGAGCUGUGAUGCCAAGCUAGCCAAAGGCCCAGUAACUUUUUACAGAAUUAUCAAGUUCACCGGGGUGGUGAUUCUUUUCUAUUUAAGAAGGUUAAAAAGAGAGAAAGAAAGUGAAUAUUAGUAUUUUCCUGUCCUCUUUUCGUGUCACCUGUAUUACCUUGUUUUGUUUUUUAUAAUGUGAUUGAUUUGUUAGCUUAUAAUUGAAAAGAUGUUACAGGUUUUAUUUAGCAAUAUUAUAGGCUUGGGGGAAAGACACAAACUUUCAUUAAAUGUUAUGAAAGAAAAAAAUGCCUCAUUUACUAAUUGAAAAAAGGUAGCAUUUUAUUUCAUAUGCAAUCACUCACUGUAGAAAUUAUUUGUGGCUAAGUUCAUCCUUCACUUAUUUAAGGAUGUUUGAAGGCCACACAGUUUCUAUAUUCUGCUUUUUGUGAGAGGAGAUGGAAAAAGUAAUUCAACAGGUUACUACUAUAAUAUUGUCCAGUUCACUCUGUUUCUUCAAAUCCUGCUUCACAAAAACAUCAGCAAUGACACAGAUUUGAGUGAGUGUUUGAGAUUUCCUUCUGUAGUUUCAGUGUAGUGUUCGAAUUUAAAUUAUACUAUUCAUCUAUUGCAUCUCAGUAUUUGUGAAUGUAAUGUUUUAUGCUUUCCCCAAAAAGAACGAAAUUGGCAACUGCUCACCAGCCAUUAAAAACUCUUCUUCCUUCCCUUCCCUAUCUUAUUUAUGUUCAAGCCAAAUCAGUAAAGUGUUCAGAGCAAAAUACUUUUUAUCCAAAAAAUGUCAGUCUGCUGCUCAGUAAGCCUUCAGAGUAGUGUUUAGACCUGGUUUGGGAAUGUUAACCAUUUAUCUUCAAGUAUAGAUUUGUUCAGACACAUUUAAGGUAAAUACCAUUAACAUCCUCAGUUGCCUUAUCACUUUACCAUUUAAAAAAAAAAGGAAAAAGCAAACACACACCAAAAAUGGUGUAUAAUAAUAGAAAUUAGUAUAACAAGUUUAGAUACUUAAGCCAUGUAUCUUAACUGUUACAUGGCUUUUGCAGUUCAUGAGCAUGUGUUAUCUAGGAAGUGUUUUCCUUAACUCUCUGCAUUUGUACCAUACACUUUUCAGUAUAUUUUUAUUUACUUUUCUAUACAAAAUAAACUGAAUGUCAGUGCAAAAAUGUGCUCCUCUUUUGAAUAGUUUACCAGAAUAUUUGUCAGCAAGUUCCCAACUGAAGAAAAAUUUGCAUCAAGACCUCUAAAUUUCAGUGGCUCUGGACUUAGCUAAUGACAUGUAGUUGAGCAUGUCUUUGAGUUCACUGUUCCCCUGUUACCAUUUUGCUGUGGUGGAAUAUUAAAAAUCAAAAUAGUAUUUUUCUUUUGUUUCCUUGUCAGUUGAAGGUAAUAUGCCUUUCAGUAUUCUUCCUCUUCACGUUAAAACCUCUUUAUAUAAUUAGGACUUUCCUGCUAAUAUUGAGGCUAAAUUACAUACAUGAAGAAACAAGGGAAAACCAAUUCUACAUACUUAGAAUGUCUUGAUUUUUCUCCCAGUAUCUCUACUGUUUUUUUAAUGUCUGUGGCUCAGUCAGUGUAUAUUUUGAAAAAUCCGUUGCAGCAACCAUAUUUGAGUCCUGACAGAUUAAAAAUGAUAGAGGGAACAAAGGAUUUAUAUAUUUUUUUGUACAGAGUUUUUUCUUAAACUGUAUAAUUUUGUAAAUAUUUUGCUUUUUGUGUACUAAAACUACCAGCGUAUAGAUUUCAAUAAGAACUGUUGUAUUUUUGUAUUUGGAAAAUGAAAAUUACAGUGAAUGAAUGAAGCUGUAAGAAAAAUUGCAGUAGCCUUUGACACGCAUAGAAUGGGAUUCCUUUUCAUAUGGUUUUAGCUCUAAAAUGACACCUGAUUGGCACACUGUAUUCAGGGACACUUGCCCUUUCCCACACAUGCUGGCUUUUCAAGUUGGGCAAGACAGGAAGUAAGUGACUGUGGUAGCUUUAUUUAAUGAUUUUUGAAGAGCUUCACAUGAUUACUUUUUUUUUUUCCCUUUAGAGUACACAUUGGCAGGCUUACAUAAAUCCUCAAGUGACAUCCCAAACAUGAUUUGUAAAUGCUGAGGCACAAAAAUGAGUUGUGCCUCUGAACUUAGCUUGUGUAUUGAAAGCAUGCUAUUAUAUUAUUGGGGAUUUAAGUGAUGGGCAGCAUAGCAGUAUCUGACUUGUGCUGUUUAAGGAGUAGGAAAGAUGUUUGAAAGUGACCUUCAUUUUGCCAAAGCUUAUCUCCCUGUACCUUAGGGUGUAUGUACUAGGCAAUAUUAAACUGUUCUGGUUUUUUGCGUGUGUUUUUUUAGUUUAAUAGGUAACAUGACAGUACAGCUUGCUUUAUGGUAACAUUUUAUUGUGAAAUUAAUGAACUUCAGAGAGUACGUUAGAUAGAACUUAUAAUCAACAGUGGAACUUCUGUACACCAGCAAGUGUAUUUACAGGAAAUGUAUAAUAAGAUGUUACCAGUAUAAGCAUAGUCUAUGAACAUUGAAAGUGUAUGUGAUAGGAAAAGAAAUUAACUGUUACGUAGAAUUAUACUUACCUCCCUUUCAUUGAUUAAUUAAGCUAAGCAAAAAGAACAACCCAACAGUUAAGAGGAUAAAUAUGAAAACAGUUGCCUGCUUGUUGUGGAAAAUACAACACUUUUUUUCCCUUAGCAAAAUCAUGUGAAAAGGAAUAAAGUUCCUCUUGGUGUAUAGUAAACUUGUACUAUAGUUUUUACAAAAUUGUGAACUUGUGUAAUAGUAUAAUAGGAGAUAUUGUUGAAUUUCUAACUGUUUAUACAUUUAAAUUCAUAUAUGUAAUGUUUGUUUUAUUGAUUACAAUCUGAAUUUCUAAGAUGCAUGUUGAAUUUUUGCAAUAAAGAUAUACCAUGGAAUGGUUCAAGAUUUAGAAAAAAUGAAAACUAACUUAAAUAAAUUGGACAGCAGAACCAUUCAAAAAAAAA